UUCAAACGUGUCAUUGCAUUCGGCGUGAUCUUUAUUGUUAGUGAUAGUUGGUAAGACGGCGGUAAAAUGGCUUGCAAACUUCUCACCGCCAUGGCUUUCGUGGGGCUGACGAUCGCCGUUUCGGAGGCUCACAAGGCUCACUCCUUUCAACACUACCACGGCCCGGUGGAAGGUCCUGACGUGAAAGUGAGCUGGCACGACCACCACGGGCACGUUCACCACGACUUUGCGGCUCAUCCGAAAUACGAGUUUGCCUACGGAGUCGAAGACCACCACACCGGUGAUUACCAUGGACAAAAGGAGCACAGGGACGGCCAUAACGUGGCUGGAGAAUACACCCUGAAGGAACCAGGCGGGAAUACGAGAACGGUGAAAUAUCACGCCGGAAAGCAUGGUUUCUUCGCCCACGUGAUUAACAGCAACGGAAACGAUCACGGUGGACACGGACGUUAAUCUUUUUAUACGAGCGUCGCGACGCCUGGGCAGCAUCCCCGUUGCUGCACGGAAGAAUUUCACGCUAUCAACCAUUGAUAAUCGCCCGCUUAGAUCUUUGUAACAAUCAUCGUGACUACAAUAUAAUUCAUUUGUUACAUA
Messenger RNA from Neodiprion fabricii, 594 nucleotides. RefSeq names its product cuticle protein 8-like. Gene Ontology annotation, cellular component: extracellular matrix. Bases 67 to 453 code for a protein of 128 amino acids. The transcript has 3 exons. The record is from RefSeq and is a predicted model, not a curated record. Lineage: Eukaryota; Metazoa; Arthropoda; Insecta; Hymenoptera; Diprionidae.